AUGUGUGUUUUCCUCUGUUCAUGUUCCAAUUCAAUUGGCAAUGAAUUUAUUUGUUUGAUUGACAUUUUGGACAUUUUCAUGUUGUUAUCAGCUUGUAUUGGAACUGUCAUUUGCGUUUGCGGAGAGAAGAUGGACUGUGUGGGUAAACUUGAAGCAUUCGUAACUGUGGAUCCCAAAGAGGAAGCUUAUAAGAGUGUUGAGAGUGACAGCUGUUCGGACAUAGUAGAGGAGGUAUGUGACUACGGUUGUCCAGGUAGAUCACACGAGGAUCACACGUACUGUCGACCUGCGGAGACUGCGCCUGACUCUGUUCAAUGGAACCAGUCAAGGGAUGAGGUGACACCGCGAGACGUGGAGAAAUCUUUGAAGCCACCAUUCGUAUACGUGAGGAAUGACAGGACGUGGAAAUUUCAAAAAGAGACAGUGGUGGCGACUUGCGGGGAGGACGGACAGUUCUUUUAUCAUCCUGACCCAUUCUCACCUGCGCCACCUUUCAAGGGUUCACCGAGCGCUGUCAAGAGAAUGGAGUACGCUGCGAAACGGAUCGAUAAUCGGAAAUAUAGGGGCCAACGAGAGAAGGUUAUUGCUUCGGACCAAAUGGAUAGUGCCACAUGUUCAAGGUGCCACAUGCGUUUCUUCUUGCCAUUCCGUCACUUCAAAAACAGAAUUACAUAUGCUGUACCUGAAAAUCCCUAUUUGCUGCCGAUGCCUCGGUUCCGUUGUCCUUUGUGUGAGCAAUAUUCCAUCAUUGAACUGUAA
This is a messenger RNA of Necator americanus (New World hookworm), 759 nucleotides long. RefSeq lists its product as uncharacterized. The coding region runs from base 1 to 759 and encodes 252 amino acids. The transcript has 8 exons. NCBI's taxonomy places the organism in Eukaryota, Metazoa, Nematoda, Chromadorea, Rhabditida, Ancylostomatidae. The record is from RefSeq and is a predicted model, not a curated record.